This is a messenger RNA of Folsomia candida, 1637 nucleotides long. RefSeq lists its product as uncharacterized. NCBI's taxonomy places the organism in Eukaryota, Metazoa, Arthropoda, Collembola, Entomobryomorpha, Isotomidae. The transcript is spliced from 11 exons. The record is from RefSeq and is a predicted model, not a curated record. The coding region runs from base 1 to 1602 and encodes 533 amino acids.
AUGAGUGACUUCGUUGAAAAAGUUCUGGAAUCGGCAGGAUUAGCUGAACUUCUUCAAACAUUCAAAGAUCAAGAUAUUGACGAAGAUGUCCUCCGUAAAUUGCCUGAUUGCCAAACCGGAUCUAUUGAAGAGCGCCUGUUUGCUGCCAUUGUUUCGUCAGUUGGGCGGAGGCUGAAAAUUAUUAAUUCUAUCAGAGAAGUCGUCGCCAAAGUUAGCGAACAGCAUCCGACGCCGAGAGCCGAGGAAACACAAUUUAAUUUAGUUCUGAUUGAUAGUGAGGAAAACAGUUCACAAAUCUCACAAUCCAUUAAUAGUUUUGAGCAAGAAUCCAUUUGCUCUGUAAAUAUUUAUGAAAGUGACAAAUGUUUAUUACUGGAAGAUGCAUUAUUUAAUGUAAAGGAUAUCAUAAUUCAAUCCGAUAAUGAGAAAGGUACGACCAAAGGGCAAGAAAUGUUGCAGCAAAUCAUUCAUCUCGGAAUGGCCACGUUUCAGAUAAAGAGUUUAAUUAAACGACGGACUGUAAAUAAUCUCAUCAAAAACCAUUCCAACUAUCCACCACGCCAUGUGAAGCAAAAUCUGGCUCACUGUAUCGCUUCACAAUUAUUUGGACAUCUCACCGAACAGCAGCAGAGUGAUAUUAAAAGUUUAUUCUAUAGUGAUGCCAAGUCAAUUGAGACGGAGAAAGUUGAUGUGAGAGGGAAAAUUAUUUACAAAAACAUUCCAGCAACAGGAUUGAUCGAGGACCGGUUAAAAUAUGUGCGAAAUAAAAAUAGAAUCUCAAUCAGGAAGCAGCCUAGAGUCCCCGAAUCAACUGUUAUUGAUCCUGCUGCGGAGGAGUAUGAAAUGAAAUCUUGGUUAUCAAAUUCCAACUCGCCAAAAUCGCAGGUGUUACAAUAUAUGAAGGACACCUUUAAUUUGCGGAGCCUGGAAAUAAAAAACACUACUAAUUUGAUCGACACUUUAAACGAAUGGCCGCAUUUGCUUGAAACAUCUGGUGUAAUAGACGUUGACUUUGAACGAUUGAAUCCGGGGAAGUCUGAACUACUUCUAAGGAAGUGGCCAGGCGUCGCAAAACAAAUUUGCGAAUUUGCUGAGAAGUCUCAAGCUAAAGCAAUAACAGAGGCAGGAAUUAAAAAACUGUUUUCCAAAUUAACAUCAGAUGAGAUUGCCAUUGCUGCCUUUGUAAUGCUGCCGUAUUUGACCUCAACGUCCGCUUAUAGGAAGAGAGGAGCCAAAAAAGUUAAAAUAACUGCUGCGGCGGCUGCUGAAUUUUUUAUCCAAUUCGUUUCGAAAACUUUUGAUUUGGAGUCAUUGAAGACAAGUGAAUCGGAACGACGCCAACCUUUUGUUAUUUGUGUAGGAAAUUUGGCAAACCUUGAAAUUAAGGACGUCUUCGUUAUGCUAGAACGGAAAUUAAUUAAGUCUCCGACAAUGAUGUCAGCGGUAGAUCUAUGUUUUAAAUUGUUCCAUGUUUUGAAACUUAAAUUCCCUGAUGAAUGUUACCCGGUCUGGUCAUUCUUUGAUCACUGCGCCUAUCAGAUCAAAGAAAUUGUAUCUCCUCCCGCAUCAGUAUUAGCGUUAGGAUCUCAAAUUAAAAUUUAAUUAAUUUUGUUUUAUUGUUUGACUCGGAUAUUGAU